AUGGGGAGUGACAAUUCCACAUCUGGAGGUGGCUUCAUCUUGGUGGGCUUCUCAGAGCAGCCAUGGCUGGAGAGGAUCUUAUUUGUGUUUAUCUUGAUAUUCUACCUUCUAACACUCAUGGGCAAUGGGACCAUCAUUCUGGUCUCAUACCUGGACCCCAAUCUCCACACCCCCAUGUAUUUCUUCCUCACUCAUCUCUCUUGUAUUGACCUCACUCAUGUUACUUGUGUCACCCCUCAGAUAUUGUUUAACCUUCGAGGGUCAGACAAAUCCAUAAGUUUUCUUGGAUGUAUGGUCCAGCUUCUCAUCACCCUGGGUCUCGGGGGCACUGCCUGUAUCCUUCUGGCCAUGAUGGCCUAUGAUCGCUAUGUUGCUAUCUGCCAGCCCUUGCAUUAUUUCACCCUCAUGCCUCCACAGCUGUGCUGGACACUGGCCAACAUAUCCUGGUUUCUUGGUUUCAGCAACUCAUUGAUCCACACCCCUAUCACCAUGACCCUUCCCCGAUGUGGGCACCACCGGAUAAACCAUUUCUAUUGUGAGACACCACCAAUCCUGCAGCUGGCUUGUGUGGACACCACAAAUUACAAGAAGGAAAUUAUGAUAUUAAGUAGUGUCUUUCUUGUCUUUCCUCUCUCACUGAUCUUGGUCUCUUAUGCACGUAUCAUGCAUAAUGUUUUGAGGAUAAAGACUCUUGGUGGGAGGCAGAAGGCAUUUGGGACAUGUGGCUCCCAUCUUAUGGUUGUGUCCAUUUUCUACAGCUCUAUCAUCUAUGUGUAUGUGACUCCCAAAUCAAAGCUCUCUCAUGAUGUGACAAAGUUUGUGGCACUGCUAUAUAAUCUGAUGCCUCCUUUUAUGAACCCCAUCAUCUACACUUUGAGAAAUAGAGAUGUCAAGGAGGCAAUAGGGAAGCUGGUGAUGCAGAAUUCAAAAAAAAGGACAUAG
Messenger RNA from Choloepus didactylus (southern two-toed sloth), 942 nucleotides. Its product is annotated as olfactory receptor 2G3-like. Gene Ontology annotation, cellular component: membrane. The record is from RefSeq and is a predicted model, not a curated record. Gene Ontology annotation, biological process: G protein-coupled receptor signaling pathway. The transcript has a single exon. The coding region runs from base 1 to 942 and encodes 313 amino acids. Lineage: Eukaryota; Metazoa; Chordata; Mammalia; Pilosa; Megalonychidae. Gene Ontology annotation, molecular function: olfactory receptor activity; G protein-coupled receptor activity.